GCAAUGCCACAUCUCAAGGGUUGGUUCUAUUUGGUGCCCCUAAGGAAGACACUGAAAGUUUUAAUGAAAGUAAAACAACAAAUACUGAAGGGGUGAAUACAGGUAUUUACUUCAGCUACCCGAGUCGACGUCACAGCUGUGCUCUAGUAAACAUCCCAGCACCCUGCGUCAACAAAAUGAUUUCACACAUUCAAGACGUGGAGUCUAAAAUACAGGUGCAUUUGAAAAGGUUUGAAACUUCUUUCGAAGAAUGGAGGAGAACUUCUUCCACAAAAGACCUGAAAGAAGAUUGGAGUGUUACUAUUUCAGAGAAAGAGGUCAAACCAGAAGAGAGAGAUGCACAGUGUCCAGAGUUAAAGCAGGAAAUGGAAACAUUGCUGUCAGAGGCCAUUCAUCUUAUUAAAAGUCUAGAAACUGACCGGGCAGACGCUGAAGAAGCUUUAAAAGAACAAAGAUCACGAAAGAAAUUGAUUAACAUGAAAAUUGACUCUUGGUCAACCUGGAAACUUCAAGAACUUCCAUCAGCUGUGCAGAAAGAACAUGAGGCCUACUUGAGAGAUAUAAUAGAAUUACAAUGGCAUCUGGAAAGGAAAGCUAACCAACUAGAACAUCUUGAGAAACAAAAGGCAAGGUUACAAGAAACGAAUGCAAAGAUUCAAACAGACACAGACUACAUGAAUGAGCAUAUUCUUUUACUGGGCUCAAAGUGGAACAAGGAACUUAAAGUUCUGAAGGAACGUUAUAAAAAGAAAUUCGAGGUAAUGGAACUAUACAGAGAAGUUCAUGAUAAACUCAGAGACGCUAUAGAUGGCUACGACAAUGUCAAAUGGAAGGCAAAGCAAAUUAAAGAAGACAUGGAAAAAGAUAUUUGCAAGGAUGAGAAAGACGUAGAGGACUACAAGAAAGAGAUAGAUAAACUUAACAGUCUAUAUAAUCACUACCAGUCAUUAAUACAAAAUGUUAAUACUGAUAUCAAGGAGAAGAAAGAGCAAGUGACUGAAACAAUAGAGGAAACAAAGUCAUCAACAAGCGAAUUAUCUGUUUUAUCAAAAAUGCUAGAUGGUGUGAAAGCAAUGUAUGAUCAACUAACCUGGAGGCAAAAAAGUUAUAAAGAGCAAUAUCUGGAGACACUUAAUAGUUUUUAUGCUGCAGAAAAAUCAUGGAAUAUUGAACUUUCUAAUGUCACAAAAGAUUUUACAGAACUUUCAAUAGCACUUGAGCAACUGAUGGAAGAAAAUAGAAAACUGGGGAUUGACCUUGACAGCAUAAAACAUCAAAUCAAAGAAAGUAUCAGGAAAAAAGGAGAGUUUGAGUCAGAAAUCAAAACUUUGUUAAAAAUGAAGUUAAAGUACAAUGAGUAUAUCAAAGACCUCUAUAAGGAAGCUAAUCACAUUGGUACUAUUUUCUACCUAAACAAACACAAAACAGAAGAAAUGGAAGAUAAAAUAGCAGAAGCGAGAAGAAAAUUCAAGGGUAGAGAAGAUUUCUUGAAAAGACUCAUUCGGGGUGAAGUGAUUACUGGAAUGAUAAUUCAGAAAAGACUAUAUAGCAUUCAUGAAGUCCAGAUCCAGGAGAGGCAGGAGCUUUUGAAAAGGAAAGCAAUAUAUGCCAUAACACUGUCAGAAAUACAAGAACCUCUGCUUCAACUAGAAGAAGAUGCUGAAAGAAUCAGAGCUAUCCACAAAGAACACUCUGAUGCACUUAAUAGUAUACUUGAGAAGAAAGAUCAUAUUAGAAGAAAUGUGCAAAAAACAAAGAAAAAAUUGAGAAAAAGGGAAAGGAAAACCCGUGUUGCACUAACAGAAACUGAGAGUAAAGGCUCAGUAAUAUUUAAGGAAUUAGAAACAACUAAAAGUAAAACAAUUCUUUUUCAUGCAAAAAUAAAUGAAUUGGAGGAGGAAUUAAAAGCAAAAGAAGAGGAAAAGAAUUAUUUUGAUCAAAUUCUUGAAGCUUUAAAGAACAAAUUUAUAACUAUAAGAUUUAAAAAGGAGCAUGCACAAGCUGUGUUCGAUCAUCUCAUGCAAGAGAGAAAGAACUGUAAAAUGAGAAUCUUUGAGGAAGAUCAGAGAUUUAGAACACUCUUUGCUAUGAGGCAAAAGACUUUGGAUAGUGUUAGA
Carlito syrichta (Philippine tarsier) is the source of this 2117-nucleotide messenger RNA. It is a transcript of the gene CCDC178, whose product is annotated as coiled-coil domain containing 178. The annotation marks the transcript as partial. Lineage: Eukaryota; Metazoa; Chordata; Mammalia; Primates; Tarsiidae. The record is from RefSeq and is a predicted model, not a curated record. The transcript is spliced from 16 exons.